UGACCGCGCCAACCGCGCGGCCUUGUCUCCGGCGUCCGUGCUCGCUCAGUGGUCCUUUAGUACGUCAAAAUGGCUGGGAGCAUUCUUGAGAACCUAAGCGGUCGCAAGCUUGCCUGCAUAGUGGCGGUGGUGCUUACACUUCAAGUGGUGUGCUUCCUCAUCGGCGGCCUGAUCGCUCCGGCACCGUCCAAUGCCGACCAGAUUCUUGCAACAAUAUGCAAGAGGGACACAUUGCUUCCCGUGGGCACAUUCGACGACACCUGGCACAUACCACGUGGGUCCGGUGGCCAGCCUACGAACUGCAACGUCAUCCACGAACUCUCGGACACAUCCAGGCUGGAUCCCAACCUGACAGCCAACCACAUCGUCUUUGCGUUCCAAGCUCCAAGUCCACGAUCGGACAUGGAUCUUGACUAUUCACGGUGGAUGCAGAACCUCAUAGGCAUCCUUCAACUGGACAUUAUUCACAGCGACUCCCACCCAAUGGUUGCAAGCCCACUACUUAGCCUUGAGGUCAAGCUUGGCUACAGGAAUAAGCACGACCCUCCGGACAAAUGGACGCUUGCGGCAAAGUCUGUUGAGGAACGUUAUUUGCAUUGCGACGUUAAUAGCACUAAGAUUUCUGAUGGCCAUGCGUACAACUGUGACAUCCUGAGCCUCUUUGAGCUGGGGAGCCUCCACCAUGACUAUUAUCUCUUGAAUCUGCGACUGCCAAUACACGAAGACAGUCCGGGCAACAAAGAGCUCAAGGAAGUCAGGGAUGUGUGGCUUGUGCUUAUCCACCAAAAUGGCGGCUUCACCAAGGUGUGGGUUUCACUCAAGACAUUCUUCUUUCCCAUCGUGCUGGCUACGCUGAUCUGGUUUUGGCGGCGCAUCAGGAUGCUGGCACGCCCACCGCACCUCAUCGAAGGCAUGCUCCUUUCCCUGGGGAUUGCUUUGACACUACUCAACUUGCCCCUGGAGUUUCUCACUCUUUGGUUCAACCUGCCUUUCAUGUUGCUCUUGAGUGACAUCAGACAGGGAAUAUUCUACGCAACGCUGCUCAGCUUCUGGCUCAUUUUUUGUGGAGAGCACCUGAUGGAUGAUGUUGAACGUAACAGGUUGCGGUCAUACUGGAAGCACCUUAGUGCUGUGAUAACAGGCUGCGUCUGCCUCUUUAUAUUCGACCUGUGCGAAAGAGGGAUUCAGCUGAAGAACCCGUUCUACAGCAUCUGGGCAACUCAUGUUGGGAGCAACCUUGCUCUGGCAUUCAUCAUUGCUGGCGGGGUUUCAGCUGGAAUAUACUUCAUCUUCCUUUCGUACCUGCUUUAUCGUGUGCUUCGCAACAUUAGCUUCAAGAGGAGUGCCCUACCAAGCAUGAGUCAGGCACGCCGGAUGUACUAUGAGGUUGGUUUUCACAAGACAUGGUGCAAGUUUGCAGUAUUGUGGUUCCCAUGUGUGAGCUUGUGCACAACUUCUUUGCAGGGCAUCAUAUACAGGUUCAAGUUCCUGCUCCUUGCCACGCAGAUCUGUGCAGCCCUCACAGUGAUCGCCUACAUCAUAGGACAGGUGAGUGAGGGUCGCUGGAAGUGGGAUGACGACAUCGACCUGGAGUUCACGUCUGCUUUCUUCACGGGCGUUUAUGGCAUGUGGAACCUCUACGUCUUCAUGCUGCUUGUCCUGUACGCACCAUCUCACAAGUAUUACCCGACCCCCGCUGAUCACUCCACAAGCCAGGAAGAAAUCGAGUUCAGCCGACUUACCACUACAGAGCCUGUGCCCACAGAGCCUACAGAGUCAUCAUCACUGACAGAGUUUGCCAAGAAGGCAGCAUUGGAUUAGUUUCUCACCUAUUCAACUCAUCCGAGCCCUCCAACUGUUUCAUUUGUCUGUUUGUUUCUCCUUCAUGGCUUUUAGGACAAUCAAGGUUUCAUGUUUACUGCCCCAACGCUUGCAAGACCGGUCACGUGAACAGGUGUAUUCUCGCAGUAUUGCUUCAAACCAGUGCUUCCCAAAUAUUUGCUGCCAGGUGGCCCCCUGACCGACCGAAAAUACUGAAUGCCAGCCACGCAGCCCUAAGACUCAUAAUUGACAAUACCAAAAAUGAGAGAGAAAAUUAUGCAGGAAACUUUUCUCCAGCGUUAGUUUAGCCACAGGUAAUCCGCUGAGCUAACCACGGUAUAACAUUGGCCUGCAGAAAGGAAGUCGCUUGUGGCUUGACUGAAUUAGUUUGUCGAAGGGCAAUUUGUCACAGCAGGACUGAAUUUCAGCUGCUGUCACUUCCAAUUUUGACUGUUUGAGUGCACCAUCUGCUUUUUCUAGUUGGCAACGCAGAGACAUGGAGUAUGAACAAAUGCUGUGCGGUGUUUAGUGUUAGGAAAGAGUGACUUAGAAAGCUUUCCUGUUUGUAAAACACGUACUCUUCAAAUAACAGAGAGCUGAGCCAGUUGGUAGGUAUUCAUGUUGAAGAGACAG
Messenger RNA from Rhipicephalus sanguineus (brown dog tick), 2454 nucleotides. It is a transcript of the gene wls, whose product is annotated as protein wntless. The transcript has 12 exons. Gene Ontology annotation, molecular function: Wnt-protein binding. The record is from RefSeq and is a predicted model, not a curated record. NCBI's taxonomy places the organism in Eukaryota, Metazoa, Arthropoda, Arachnida, Ixodida, Ixodidae. Bases 70 to 1821 code for a protein of 583 amino acids. Gene Ontology annotation, cellular component: endomembrane system; organelle membrane. Gene Ontology annotation, biological process: Wnt protein secretion; Wnt signaling pathway; intracellular protein transport.